AAACUUGCUCCUGUAUCCGUGUUUUUCUCUUUGCAUCCAAACAUUUCAAAACAUUCCCCCCUAAGUAUGAAUAACAUCACUAACACUCCCAUCCAUCACUUAUCGGCUGCUCCGGCCUCAGCAGACUCCGCAGCCUGGGUCGUCUUCUCUCCAACGCUGCAAAAGAUUGCCCCUCGCACGCUUUUUUCAGGCGAGGUCGGGCUUCCACACGUGGCAUAAGGCCACAUCUCCCGUGCGUCAUGCACUUCGCAUUACUCACAUAAAUUAUCUAUAUUUGACAUAUGUAAUUUUAAUUGUACAAUUCAGUUAAAUUACUGGUGACCAAGUUUUAACUCUGAUAAUCCUCAAAUUUGGUUAAGGUUAACCCUCACUCUAACAAAAUAUGUAAUGAAGUUUGGAAAAUCCCUCUUUACCUGUUCUUAUUCAUUUUAACGCUGGUCUUUACAAAACAACUGUCUUUAACUUCAACAAAAUUUGAUCUUGGUUGAACACCCAUUUCCAAAAUGGAAUGUUUAAACCAAAUGGUGUGAAAUAAAUUUGUUGCUCCAUAUCGCUGUGUUUUUCAGCCGACCUUCACAAUAUUGGUUGUUCAUGGGAAGAUAUAGAUUAUUGGCAUGUGGCACCAGUACUCCAAUGCUUAUCCAAGGGCAAGGCCAACCGCUAGUAUUCUAAAUAAAGGUUUAAACUCGCUGCCACGCGGCAGAUUUUCUGUAUAAAAGGGGCUGCCCAACAGCAGGGGGCCAGCACCGUCUACCACAGUAGCAAUGUCUCUCUUCUGGCUCGUCUCCUGCUUCGCCUUCAUCGGCGCCGCCUUCGGGUGCGGUGUCCCGGCCAUCAAGCCAGUCAUCACCGGCUACUCUCGCAUCGUCAACGGCGAGGAUGCGGUUUCGGGGUCCUGGCCCUGGCAGGUGUCCCUGCAGGAUUCCACCACGUGGCACUAUUGCGGUGGCUCCCUCAUCGACCCCUCGUGGGUGGUGACCGCUGCCCACUGCGAGUUCAACCCGUCCAUUGACCGCGUCGUCCUGGGCGAGCACGACAGGAACUCCAAUGCCGAGAACAUCCAGUCUCUUGUCGUCUCUAAGGCCAUCACUCACCAGCAGUGGGACUCCUACAACAUCAACAACGACAUCAUGUUGCUGAAGCUGGCUCAGCCCGCUCAGAUCGUGGACCGUGUCUCUCCCGUCUGCCUGCCCGCCGCCUCGGAUGUCUUCGCUGAUAACAUGAUGUGUGUCACCUCCGGCUGGGGCAAGGUCCGCUCUUCCGCCUUCAACACGCCUCCCAUCCUGCAACAGACCGCUUUGCCUCUUGUGCCUACCGCCACCUGCCAGCAGAAGUGGGGCACCGUGAACGUCAUCACCAGUGUCAUGAUCUGCGCUGGUGGUGCUGGAGCCAGCUCCUGCAUGGGCGACUCUGGCGGCCCCCUGGUGUGCGAGAAGAACGGCGUGUGGAACCUCGUGGGGAUCGUGUCGUGGGGCAGCAGCUCGUGCUCCACCAGCAUGCCGGCCGUGUACGCGCGCGUCACCGCCCUGCGCAGCUGGAUGGACCAGACCAUGGCUGCCAACUAGACACACCUAUGGGCAACGAUUCAGUGCUUUCAAUUGGUCGCAUUGGAUUCGUGAUUGUGAACACCUUGGAUAUUGUAUGAAUCAAUUUGUUGAUGAUAUUUUGUAUCAUUAAUAAAAUUGUUGACCAAUAUUUUUUCACAAAAGUUUGAUUCAUUUCAUCCUUGACUUGUAUUGGUUUAACACGUAGGCUUUCGCGACCAAUAACAUCCAUAAUACAGUUGUUUUUUGGGUUAGAUCGCGUUUUGCAAAAAAUACAAUUUGUAGGCAGUUUAAGGAAUACGAGUUAAAAAUAAGAAAUGUAAUCUAAACAUAUCAUACAAUAUAAACCACAGAUCUUUUUACAACAGUAAAAUAGCUAAUAUCCCAACAAGCUAGUCGACCUUCCCAAUUGCAAUUCUAAAUUUCAUACUCAUGAAUAUUUUUCAUUCAUUUAUAAAUUGCUUUGCAUGCACAUCUGAAGGUUUUUUAAAAAGAGGAUAACGUCGUCAUGAUUGGACUAGAGUUUGGAAACCCACGGAGUAUGUUAUAUGGAAUGAGCUCUGUCAUAUCACUGCAAUUAAACUUCAAGAUUAGCUUAACACCGAGUAUAAUCAUACAGACAUCGUCGAACACAGGGGUAACGUUCUUGGAAAAUGCCGUAUUGGGAAAAAACACGUUCGACAAUAAAGUUUAUGGGAGUUCCAUUUCUGUGUCUGAAAUGAUCAACCUCUCCCUCUUUAACUAAUUCUACAUGAUUUCCACUCUUGUUAUUAUGCUAAAGGCUGCUGAGUCACUCUCCAUUUCUUGUGUUUGUGUGUACUCUCUUGAUUUUUCAAUUUAACUCAAUUUAAACCCCCAUCUCCAUUCCUCUUCCCCCACUGCGACACUCAUGCCCAGCACUCGCCCCCGACAUUUAACUGCC
This is a messenger RNA of Petromyzon marinus (sea lamprey), 2466 nucleotides long. RefSeq names its product chymotrypsin B-like. Gene Ontology annotation, molecular function: serine-type endopeptidase activity. Lineage: Eukaryota; Metazoa; Chordata; Hyperoartia; Petromyzontiformes; Petromyzontidae. Gene Ontology annotation, biological process: proteolysis. The record is from RefSeq and is a predicted model, not a curated record.